GCAGGCCUCAACCACCUGUCGGACCGCACGGACGAGGAGCUGGCGCAGCUGCGCGGCUGGCGCGGGACCGCCAGCCAGAGCCGGGGCGGGCAGGCCGGCAGCGCGCAGGCCGCGCCGCAGGCGCUGCUGGCCACCCGCAAGGGCGUCGGCCUCCCGCAGGUGUUCGACAACUGGACCAAGCUGACGUCCCUCAGCUCGGUCCGCGACCAGGGGGGCUGCGGCUCGUGCUGGGCAGUGGCAGCCUCCGUCGUCCUCGAGGCGCACGCGGAGAUCUACGACAAGGCGGCCAAGAAGGGGCGAGCGCAGAGGUUCUCGACGCAGGAGCUGCUGGACUGCGUCCCCAACCCGCACCACUGCGGCGGCAGUGGUGGCUGCGACGGCGCGACCGUCGAGCUCGCCUUCGACUGGGCCAUCAACCACGGCCUGGCAAAGGAGUCGGAGAACCCGUACAAGGCCCGCAACGGGAAGUGCCGCAAGAGCGGCGGCCGGGGGAGCGCGGCGGCGCUUCAGCUCUCGGCCUCCGCGGAGGACCUGUCGCGCGUGGGCGUGCACUUCGCGGCCGGCCAGGGCAGCUCUUUCCUGGGGAGCAAGGCCCACGGCCUCGGGCUGACCGCGUGGGAGCGGCUGCCCGAGAACGAGGCCGAGCCCCUGGUGCGCGCGCUCGUGGAGCGCGGGCCCGUCGGCGUCUCGGUCUCGGCCGACACCUGGUACAUGUACGCGAGUGGUGUGUUCGAUUCCUGCUCCGUGGACGCGGUCAUCGACCACGCGGUCACUCUGAUUGGCCUCGGCGUCCAGAAGGGGCAGAAGUACUGGCUGAUCCAGAACUCUUGGGGCAGCGGCUGGGGCGAGAAGGGCAGGAUAAAGCUGCUGCGGCGGGACGACGACAACGAGCGGUGCGGCACCGACAGCCAGCCGGAGGUGGGCACCGCGUGCGAGGGCGGUCCCGCGAAGGUGCGGGUGUGCGGCAUGUGCGGGGUGCUGUACGACUCCGCCGUGCCGCACUUCGUGCAGUGAGUCUGAAUCGGGCGGCUGUGCCCGCCGCAGCGCGCAGAGAUAGAAAGAAAGUAGUGGCCGAGGAUGCGGAACAGUGCACCUUCCAGCCUCCUCUCUCCCUCCUGUAGCAGCGCUGUGUAACAGGGUCCCCAGUGAAACAGAG
Molecule: messenger RNA, 1156 nt
Organism: Prorocentrum cordatum
Lineage: Eukaryota; Dinophyceae; Prorocentrales; Prorocentraceae
Source: the annotation of a GenBank genome assembly